Messenger RNA from Gavialis gangeticus (Gharial), 5180 nucleotides. It is a transcript of the gene BTD, whose product is annotated as biotinidase. Lineage: Eukaryota; Metazoa; Chordata; Crocodylia; Gavialidae. The record is from RefSeq and is a predicted model, not a curated record. Gene Ontology annotation, molecular function: hydrolase activity, acting on carbon-nitrogen (but not peptide) bonds, in linear amides. The transcript has 3 exons. The coding region runs from base 3000 to 4595 and encodes 531 amino acids.
UCAUGCCUGCAUGCCUGAGGGAUAACUUUUAAACUAGCUUGCAAGAACAGUCCGACUCAAUUAUGAUAACUUUUCCAGUUUUGAAUUUGUGUAUAGAGCAGCAGUAGAAAUUGACCUGCUUUGUUCAUGCCGAAAUGGAUUGACAAUUAGAGUUCCUGAGAGAGAUUUAAUGAACAGAAUAAAUAUAAAGAACAUUAAAGGAAAAUGAAAGUGUCAUUGAGAAAAAUAAUCUAAUUAAAUUAUGAGCCUCUAAAAAUGCUUAACACAGCAUUUGGAGAUAUCAUUAUAUACCAUAAUAUUGUUUACUUCAAUACGGCUUUCUGUCUAAACCCUAGAUACACGUGUUGAUCUCAAUUAACUAACUCAUAAUUUUUGUGCCCAAUUAUGCCCAUUGAAUUUUUCACAAACAGGGAAGUCAUCACAUUUUCCAUUAAUAGAAAUGAUUUACAACACAAGAGGGCCACAAAUACAGUUGAAUUAAAUUCCCUUUAUUAUUUUAGCAGCUAUUCCAUUUUCCAGGAUUCUUUCAGCAGGUCUGUUACUUAAAAUAGCUUUCCAAUACUCCUUUAGAAUAAACAAAUGGUUACAGAAAGUGAACAGAGAAGGUGAAAUGGAGGGUUUUUUUAUAUACACCGGUAAUACUGAUUUUAGAAUUUGGUUGGGAUAAGUUAAGGAUCCAGGCUGAAACCCUUUUAAGUCAAGAUAAAUGGAGUCAGUUUCAGCAGAGACUGUGCCUCCAUACACAUAUUCAAAUUCUGGGAAUUCUCCCAGGUUUGUUCUCCUGGUAAGAAAACCUACCCAGAGAGACACAUGAACAGAUAUUUGGAUGCUGAGCCUUUGAAGAGCAGAGAGCUUGCAGUGCUGAUGGCUAAUGCUGAACAGCCAGGGCCCCCGCCUGCCCCAUGUAAAAUUCUCAGCAUACUCUGCAGGCUCCUCCAGUCUGCCCAGAAGCACAUAGGGGGUACCCCUGACUGGUUGACUUGGACUACCUGUUUCCCUGCUUUUUAUUUUAUUUAUAUAAGUUACACAGUAUAGUGGCAGUGCUAUAAUAAAUAAUUUCAGCUUUUAUUAGAAAACAUACAAGAAAACCAAACUAAACUAAACCAUCUCUAGCUGUUAUUAUUUGCUCAUAGAUACAUAAAUAAAUAAAAUGUUCCAGGUCAAAUUAGCCAGAUCAGUCCCAAAUCCUUUGAAUUGUUCCAUAUUGGCCAUGUUCCUGGCAAGCGUAUGUGGCCUUGCUACCAGCAAGUAUUGAUAAAGGACUGCUGUCAGACCUUACUGAUAUAUAAACAUUCCAUGGAUUUUAGAAUACCAUUUUUUUUUUUUAUUAAAUAAAUGAAACAGAUUGUGAUCCAACAUACGUGUAAGUAUGGCUUAAGGCUAAUGGUUGUUGCUUCCAAUAUAUCCUUUAUGGCACACCGAGGAAAUUGGGGUCAGCAGCUCUCUCCCUUCCUGGGUUGGGAGAGAUGCAUCUUCCAGAGCAUUUGCCAUAACUAUUUUCUUUUGAAAUGAAAAUGCUUUAGGCUAGCAGCUACAUACCUGCUAAAAAUCAGCAGGGUACAACUGCACAGCAGUGUUUAGAUCAUGGUAAUAAAUUCUCACUCAUGAAUGGAUGGAUCUGUGCAACCUUCCUGCAUCCCCUUGAAGCUCAAAAAGAAUUCACUGAAAUCCCAAAUUUCACCAAAGAUGCCAGAAACAUGAUGGCAGACAUCUUGUUUCUUCAUGUUGUGGUGAUGGACGCUUAUCAAAUUGUUUGACGUAUGGAAAAUAACAUGCGGUUUUUACAUGGCACUUCACAUGUUCAUACCAUUGCAGAGAAAUAUACUAGGUACUGAAUCCUCAUGAAGAUGCUGAAUAGGUUAGUGUUUUCCUUACUUUGCUGAUGGGAAGUGAUUUGGUCAAAAUCAUACCAAGUCAGUGACAAAGACAGAAUGCAGGCCUGCCCAGCUUCUAGCUCCUUGCACAUAUUUUUGCAGACUGGUAUCUUCCAGCCUUUGGGAAAGAUGAGUGGGAAGACAUCUUCUGAGUUCUCUCACUGUUAAGAAUAUGUAUAUUGUAUUCUAUUCUGCUGCUGCUGAGCGUGUGGAAGGAGUUUGACAGGAAGAGAAAUCACCAGAUGAUCUCAGUGAUUCAUCUAAGAUACAUAGUCACAAGUCAUUAGUUUGGGUUUUUCUUAUUUUGCUCCAACAGCUUUAAAUUGUUACUGGUAGAUGUUUUGCGUGCUAGAUUGUCAACACUGUUUUGUCUAGAGUGGGAAACAGAGAAAAGGAAAUUUAUCUGAGAACCCCCGAGUAGAGAUAAAAAGUGUAUGUAAUACUUUUAUGGGCAGCGUAUUUCUUUUUUCUGUCUGUAAUAACCAGUAAUAAUAUCAGCCUGCACUACAGUCAGCAUUUUUCUUUGCAGUUUGUGAAUGAGUUCACUGAAUGAAGUGAGAUUUAGUUUAUAGUUAUUACUCUUUAAAAAUGGUGCAGGAUGAUUCCAUAAACCAUAAGAGAAGGUCCUUCUGAGGAUAAAAAAGCAGAUGCUUGCAAGAAUAUCAUAUAAACUUAAUUCCUUUGGCAAUGAUCUGUUUUAGCUUUGAAGGGAAAAGGUACAUUGCUGGAGUCUGAUUUCCAAACAGCUUGUGUCUAGGAAAUAUUAUAGAGCUGGGGUUAAACUGGAAAGUUUUGACUAUUUGUUAACCUUUGCCAAAAGUUGACAUUGCUCAGAUCUUAGGGUUUAAGCUGCAUCCUAUGAAUGAAAUUUAUAGUUGUCCUAGAAGAUAGAGAUGGAAACUGAGCAAAGCGAGUUUUUUUUCCCCAGACAUAUAUGUAGUAGAAAUACUUUUGAAAGUGAUGUCUUUAUUUAAAGCUUCAGAUCAAACAGUUUACUAUCAUUUUUAGAAGCAGCAAUGGUAUGAAAAAUAUCUAUUCCAAUUCUCUUAUAAAUCCCAGAGUUAAAUCAUCAGUAUCAAUUUAUUAAGAGUUAAACUUAAAUUCCUGGCAUUAUUUUUUGUUCAGAUGUUUUGCUCUUCUCUGUUUCACUUUAGAUCCAUUGCAGACAUGUUGGAAGCCCUUUGUGAAUUAAUUUUGGUUUUCUUCUGCUAUCAAGUUGAUUCAGUAGAACUUCAAGGAGAAGGACAUUAUGUUGCUGCUGUGUAUGAACAUGAAUCCAUACUGAGUCCUAAUCCAACAGCCCUCACUGAUCGACAGUCUGCAUUAGAACUAAUGAGAAGAAACCUAGACAUCUACGAAGAGCAAGUAAUAGCUGCAGCCAAACAAGGGGCGCAGAUCAUUGUCUUUCCUGAAGAUGGAAUCCAUGGCUUCAACUUCACCAGAAAGUCAAUUUUCCCUUACUUAGAAUUCGUUCCACAUCCCCGCUCCAUGACAUGGAAUCCAUGCAGACAGCCACAUCUGUUCAAUGAUACAGAGGUUCUUCAGCGACUGAGCUGCAUGGCAUUGAGAAAUAAAAUAUUCCUAGUGGCAAACAUAGGAGCUAAGCAGCCCUGUGAGCACAGUGAUGUACGCUGUCCACCUGAUGGCAGAUACCAGUUUAAUACAGAUGUUGUGUUUGAUGACAGUGGUACGCUGGUAGCUAGAUACCGCAAACAAAACCUGUAUUUUGAGUAUUCCUAUGAUACCCCAUCAAUAGUUGAUUAUUCAAUUUUUGAUACACCUUUUGCUGGCAAGUUUGGCAUAUUCACUUGUUUCGAUAUACUCUUCUAUGAGCCUGCAGUGAGACUUAUCAAGCAGUACAAUGUGAAGCAGGUUGUGUAUCCAACUGCAUGGAUGAACCAGCUCCCGCUCUUGUCUGCUGUGGAAUUUCAGCAAGCUUUUGCAACUGCUUUCAGCAUCAAUAUUUUGGCAGCUAAUAUCCACCACUCCACUUUGGGUAUGACAGGCAGUGGCAUAUACACUCCAUCAAAGUCCUUCAUUUAUCAUGACCUAAGAAGUCACAAUGGCAAGCUCAUAGUAGCGGAGAUCCCAGUGAUUACACCUGAUCGUGAAACCAAUUGGGAGAGUAGUACAAAAUAUGGGGAGACCAUAGAUCUCCCCAACAAAAAUUUUGCAAGUCUCCCUCUAAAUGAUCAAGUUUGUCAUAAAAAGGAUCAAGAGGCUCAUUGCACGGUAGCAGGUAAAGCAGAUGAAGAACUCUUGCCAGUAUUUUAUGCAGAGAUGAUGUAUGAUAAUUUCACUUUUGUUCCUGUAAGGGGACAAGAAGGGGAGGUCCAGGUUUGUGCCAACUCCCUCUGUUGUUACUCACAUUACCAGAGACCUGUUUUAUCUGAUGAAGUGUAUGCACUGGGAGUCUUUGAUGGGCUUCACACAGUGCAUGGCACAUACUAUGUUCAGGCCUGUGCAUUAGUGAAGUGUGGUGGCCUCAGCUAUAGCACCUGUGGGCAGGAGGUUACGAAUGCAACUGCUUUGAUACAUUUCCAGCUGUGGGGAAACUUCAGUACUUCCUAUAUCUUUCCUCUACUGCUGACAUCUGAUGUUACAUUGGACUUUCCUGACCACUUGGGUUGGAAAAACAACUACUAUUUCAUGGACAAAAAUGGAUUAUCCUCUGGCUUAGUGACAGCUGCUUUAUAUGGGCGAUGGUAUGAGAAGGACUAGCACAGAUAUCUGAUCCAACCAGAAAUCAUCUAAUCAGAAUUUUCGGUUUUGACAUCUAAACCGCGUGGCCUUAAUUUCAGAGAUGCUAAACACCUGCAUCCCUCAGGAUUUAAGUUAUUGACACUGAAGAUACGAUUCUAUUAUGAAGCAUCCACAUUAGAGAAUAUUGACUGAAUUCCUUUAUCUUCAGAACAGGUCAUAAACCCAGGGUCUCUACCUUGCUAAAAUAUCACCUACUAAAAACAAAACCACCUUCUCCCUCAGAACAAGAGACCAUAUUUACAUUUGACAAGAGACUUUUUUAUUAUGAAAAUGCAGCCCCUCCCGUAACAUACACUGAAGACGUGAUUAACCAAUUAAUCACAUCUUCAGUUGUAAUAACCCAGCCAUACACUAAAGCAUUUAAUGGUAGCAUAAAACAAGGAAUAAGCUGUAAAGUUAUACCACAAAAAAUGUCUAAUAACUGGGUGGCUGGUUCCUGUCAUGGCAUUAAUUGAACGUGUGGCCAACUUGCUACUUUUCAGUGCACCAGCAAUAAGGCACAAUGGGAUCUGAAGCUCAAUCCCACAAUCAUGCCUCUUGCCA